CUGGGUCUGCUUGUAAUGCUUAGCUGAUCGUCUUCGGUGCAAGAUGUUCUCAAAGAUCCUCCUGCUGGUGGUGGUGGCUGUCGCAGCCGUAGUUGCUGACGAAGUCCCCGAUUUUGUCAUCAAAGGGAAAUGUCCCGCCGUUGACGAGCAAAGACUUUGGCAACAACAACUGCCAAGACAUUCAAGCUUCGGAGGAGUUUGGUAUCAACAAGCAAUCUCAACAAACCCGUAUCAGCUGCUGAAGAAGUGUGUCCGCAUCCAGUAUGACUACAAUGGUAAGGGCUUCGACGUCAAAACUGUCGGUAUCACUCCCGAAGGAGCCCAGCUCAAGAGAAAGGGUGUCCUCGCGCCCAUGCCCCUCGGAGAUCCUCAUCUCAUGAUCAAUCUCGAAAACUCCUUCCCAGCGCCCCUCGUAAUCCUCGACACCGACUACAACAACUACGCCUGCAUGUACUCCUGCAUGGAGUACAACUACGGCUAUCACUCGGACUUCGCCUUCUUCUUCGCCCGAGCUCCCGAGUCCUACGACAAGUACAUCGCCAAAUGCAGAGCAGCCUUCGACAGCAUAGGAGUCGAUUCCAACAGACUAAUCAAGACCGAGCAAGGCAGAGGCUGCGAUUACGAGCAACUGAUCAAAGACGAACUUUAGAAGAAGAUAUUUAACUACGAUUUCUUUUUCAAUUCCAAUCCACAAGAUAUUUCAAUGUUCGUUCCAUCAUUCUGUAAUGUUUAAUGAUCUAGUGACUUAAUAAACACCAAAACAAUAA
Macrobrachium nipponense is the source of this 767-nucleotide messenger RNA. RefSeq names its product crustacyanin-C1 subunit-like. Gene Ontology annotation, cellular component: cytoplasm. The transcript is spliced from 4 exons. The record is from RefSeq and is a predicted model, not a curated record. The coding region runs from base 44 to 649 and encodes 201 amino acids. NCBI's taxonomy places the organism in Eukaryota, Metazoa, Arthropoda, Malacostraca, Decapoda, Palaemonidae. Gene Ontology annotation, biological process: lipid metabolic process; response to reactive oxygen species. Gene Ontology annotation, molecular function: pigment binding.